AUGACCGACUUCCAGUCCACAUUCGAAUCAUCGCUCGAUUUCACAAAGCCGAUAGGGUUCGCCGCAGAAAUGAGUGACAACAUCGAUCCAUCCAAUCUUCUCACUUACCAGCCCUCUGACGCCGAAUGGCUGACCAAAGACCCCUUCGAGAUGCUGCCAUGGGACUCGUUCGGUGCGGAUCAGACAUUCAAUCCUUUCACGGAAGCUGCUGGUCUUGUCGAACUCGAUCCUCGCUCUUCGUAUGCAACGAGCAAUCAUGGUUCGCCAGCGGGCUAUGGAGGUUACACGAUCAAGACUGAGGAUGCCAUGUCUGAUACAUCUCCGCUCUCAGACCCGGAGAGCGAGAUGUGGUCUCCGUCACAUAGCAACGACGCCAAAGGCGGCAGCUUAUCCCCCGUUCACACCAUUGGUGUCACCUCACGAACCUCCUCCCAACGAACCUCACAUAACCCGCGAAAACCCUCCAAUGCAUCCACAUCAUCCUCAAUCUCCUCCCCAUCUUCUCCACUCGCUUCACCCAAAUCUUUAUCAGUCUCUUCCUCCAAGAAAUCUGCCCGCUCAAUACUCGCACAAGACACUGAUGCAGCGGCCGUCAUGAAACGGAAAAAAGCAGCGCACAACGCCAUCGAGAAACGCUACCGGACAAACAUGAACGCCAAAUUCCUGGCUCUGGGUAACGCUAUUCCGCGCUCAGGCGGCUUUACAGGUACACAGUUGGCAUCCAAUAGAGGGCCGAGGAAAAAUUCCGUCUGUCAGCCUCGCGGUGGUGGUGCCGAUAAUAGUGCAUCCGGGAGACGACAAUCAGAGCAACAGCAACAGAAUAAGUCCGAAAUCCUCACAAACGCACUACAAUAUAUCCACGAACUGCACGACGAGAAUUCGAGGUUGAAGAGUGAGCUUCUCGUCCUCAAGGAGAAUCUGUUACCGAGAGGAGGGAAUAUGAUGUGGCGGCGAUAG
Talaromyces amestolkiae is the source of this 957-nucleotide messenger RNA. RefSeq lists its product as uncharacterized. The record is from RefSeq and is a predicted model, not a curated record. The transcript is spliced from 2 exons. The coding region runs from base 1 to 957 and encodes 318 amino acids. Lineage: Eukaryota; Fungi; Ascomycota; Eurotiomycetes; Eurotiales; Trichocomaceae. Gene Ontology annotation, molecular function: protein dimerization activity.